This is a messenger RNA of Amphibalanus amphitrite, 2728 nucleotides long. RefSeq names its product DNA mismatch repair protein Mlh1-like. Gene Ontology annotation, cellular component: MutLalpha complex. Gene Ontology annotation, biological process: mismatch repair. NCBI's taxonomy places the organism in Eukaryota, Metazoa, Arthropoda, Thecostraca, Balanomorpha, Balanidae. The coding region runs from base 390 to 2360 and encodes 656 amino acids. The transcript is spliced from 14 exons. The record is from RefSeq and is a predicted model, not a curated record. Gene Ontology annotation, molecular function: ATP-dependent DNA damage sensor activity; mismatched DNA binding; ATP hydrolysis activity.
AUCACCACUAAAAAUCUUUACACAUUUAAUGCCUGAAAGCUGAAACCGAAUCGAAUAGUAAACAUCACCACUAAAUCUAAGCAAGCCUUCCUCGAUUCGACCGACAAGUGACGCCUCCCGGCAAACACACCUGGGGACGAGUGGAUGACAGUCUGGUACCACAACCAGGAAGCCUGAAUAUGCUUUUUUACCAACAAGGCCACUUAAUUAGAAAAGUCAGCAUUUCCAAGAAUACUUAUACUUACUUAUACUUAUAAAGUUCGGAAUUUUGAAAGGCCACUUGGCCUCAAGGAUCCGGUCCUAUCGAGCUCCUUACUGACUCAGUGUCCUGACUCAGUCGUUAAGGCUUGAAGUACCAGUGAUCUAGCACCCUAAUUUGCCUAAUUGAAAUGGCAUCAGUAUCAACGGUACCAUCUAUUCGCCGCCUUGAUGAGACGGUUGUGAACAGAAUCGCUGCCGGAGAAGUGGUCCAGAGGCCAGCAAAUGCUUUGAAGGAAAUGCUGGAAAAUAGCCUGGAUGCCAAAGCCACCAAUAUAACUGUGACAGUUAAAGACGGAGGUUUGAAGAUACUUCAGAUACAGGAUAACGGAAUAGGUAUUCGGCGUGAGGACCUGUCGCUGGUCUGCGAACGCUUCACCACGAGCAAGCUGACGGCCUUCGAGGACCUGAUGCAGAUCGGCACGUACGGUUUCCGCGGCGAGGCGCUGGCCAGCAUCACGCACGUGGCACACCUGACCAUCACCACUCGCACAGCCGACUCCAAGUGCGCAUUCAGGGCGCGCUACACGGACGGUCGGCUCCGAGAGGACCCCAGACCCUGCGCUGGUAACGUCGGCACCCAGAUCCUGGUGGAGGACCUGUUCUUCAACAUGGCCGCCCGGCGGCAGGCGCUGCGCAGCCCGACAGAGGAGUUCAACAAAAUCUCGGAGGUGGUGAGCCGGUACGCCAUCCACAACAGCUCGGUGGGCUUCACGCUGAAGAAGCAGGGCGAGCCGGCCGUGUACCUGCGCACGCCGCCGCGCUCCUCGGCGCUGGACAACAUACGAACCGUGUUCGGCGCCGCCACCGCCAAAGAGCUGCUACAGCUGACCCACGAGGAGUCUUCUCUAAAACUCAGCGUGUCUGGAUACAUAUCCGGGGUCAACUUCGCCGCCAAAAAGUCGACAAUGCUGCUCUUCAUCAACCAUCGCCUGGUCGAAUCCACUGCGCUGCGGAAGGCCCUGGAGCAGGUGUACUCGUCGUACCUUCCGCGGCACGCGCAGCCCUUCAUCUAUCUGAGUUUGCAGAUGGCACCGGAGAUGGUGGACGUCAACGUACACCCGACCAAGAACCAGGUGUAUUUUCUACACGAGGACCAGAUAAUUGAGCUGAUUCAGAAGAAGGUCGACUCGCUUUUAGUAGGAACUUCGGCGGCCAGGACAUUCUACACACAGACGCUGCUGCCGGGCGCCUCGUCUGCGCCGCCGGCCGCGGACCUGCCUCCCGCCAAGACGGCCGCCCGUCCCCAGCAGACGGUACGCACCAGUCACCGAGACCAGAAGCUGGAUACGUUCGUCCGGCAGGCGGCGGCUAGCGCGGGGGACGGCGGGGAUGGAGCGGCAGUGGGCACGGCGCCGCAGAGUGCUCGCCCAGUAGAGCUCAGCUCGGUCCUCUCCCUCCGCGAGGAGGUGGAGCGCGGCUGUCACAGCGGUCUCCGGCGGCUGCUGGCCGAACACUCGCUGGUCGGUGUGGUGACGGCUCAGCUGAGCCUGGUACAGCACCAGACCCGGCUCUACCUGGUCAACCACCGGCGGCUCGCCGAGCAGCUCUUCUACCAGAUCUGCCUCUACCAGUUCGGAGCGCUGGGACUCCUGCAGCUCGAGGAGUCCCCGCCGGUCCGGGAGCUGGCGCUGCUCGGUCUGGAGCAGAAGGACGCCGGAUGGACCGAGGAGGACGGACCCAAGGAGGAGCUGGCCGACUGCGUCUGUCAAGUUCUGCAGCAGCACGCGGACAUGCUGGACGACUACUUCUCUAUCCAGGUGGACGCCCAGGGACGGCUGCGCGCCCUGCCGCUGCUGCUCGAUAACUACGAGCCGCCGAUCGCCGCUCUGCCCGGCUUCCUCACCCGGCUGGCCACGGAGGUGAACUGGGAGACUGAACGGCAGUGUCUGCACGACAUCUGUCGGGAGAUCGCCAGGCUCUACAGCUGGACACCGGCCACAGAUGGCGCUGUGAGCGAGCCGGCGCGCCUGCAGCUGGAGCGCGCCCUACUGCCGGCUGUGAAGGAGCAACUGCUGCCGACCGGACGGUGGGCGGACGACGGCACUGUGCUGCAGGUGGCAGACCUGCCCGACCUCUACAAGGUGUUUGAGCGGUGCUAGAGGCGACAGCCGACCGCCGGCUGGCGGGCUGAGUCGUCAUCUGACAGUGGUUCCAAUCGGAGCGGUGAUAUUUUGGUCAGCAGGCUGCUGCAGCUGGGAGCGAAGGGAGACUGUUCUGCUCCGUUGUGGUGGCUAUCGGAAAGGUGCGUGUGAACUGCCUUUCUUGUGACGAUGGCCACCGCACGGCACACCAUGCUGUGGAAAACUCGUUGGUACUCGUUGGAACUCGUUGGUGUAGGUGGCGCUGGUGAUGCUAUGAGUACAAAGGCGUUGGAUCGUGAUAACUGAUAACACUUGAUUGAUUGCGUUGUGAGAUGUUACGUUGCCGACCUGUUAUGAGCUGAAUACAUGAGGCUGUAUAAAAGAAA